AAAAUCAAGUGAUUUAGCAAUAAAAGGUCAGGAAGGUGCACCUGUAGGUGGGGGUUUGACUGUUAAACAGUGGGCUUGUUCCACCUCAAAAGUGGAAGAGAAUGUUUCUAUGUCAUAUGCAGGGGCGGACUGACCAUUUGGAAACCCGGGCACUGCCCAAGGGCCCGGGAUGCCCCUGCUACCUUUUUCAUAGGCUUUUUUGAGUUUGGGCAAGGACACAGGGGCUCCAUGAUCUCCUAUUGCCCGGGGG
This is a messenger RNA of Staurois parvus, 250 nucleotides long. NCBI's taxonomy places the organism in Eukaryota, Metazoa, Chordata, Amphibia, Anura, Ranidae. The record is from the annotation of a GenBank genome assembly.